Molecule: messenger RNA, 1857 nt
Organism: Prunus armeniaca (apricot)
Lineage: Eukaryota; Viridiplantae; Streptophyta; Magnoliopsida; Rosales; Rosaceae
Source: the annotation of a GenBank genome assembly
AUGGCCGAGGCCACAAAGCACCACCUUCCAACCAUCAAUGGUGGAACUUUGCUCUCAGACCUCAAGAGCCUCUUCUCCAUCCUCAAAACCAGAAGAACUGUGGCUUUUGCUUACGGGUUCAUGUUUGCCUUUGUUGCCUUCACUGUUUUCUUGGCCUUCAGCCCCUCCCCAAACUCUGGUGCUCCUUGGUUCUCAAACAUCUUCACAAGUUCCAGUACCAGUUCUAGUUCUAGUUCUUUUUUCUCUUUCUUGUUUCCCAAUGGCACUUCAUCUCCACAGCAACAAAAUCAAGCCGUUGCUUUUGCUCCACAAACAGAGCCCUCUAGAUCUAUUAGCACCGCCGCCGCACAAGCUCCCUCUGUGAAUAAACAACCACCUCUUGUGAAAAACCAAACUCAACCCACAAUUUUGAACCCAAAUCAGACAUCAACCGCACCGCCUAAACCUCUAGUUACACCCAAGAAUACGACUAGUAAGCCUGAACCAACCACCCUUGUGAAGAACCAAACUGAAAGCACCCAGAAUUCUGAUAAAGCCGCAGUUUUUAAGGCCAAUCAGACCGCAAUUGCCGCCCCGAAAACCCCGGUGGCGGCGGCGGGGAAUAAAAGCUCGAAUUCGGCACCGCAAUCGGGUUCUCCGGAGAAGAGUGUUGCACAGAAGGGAGUGGAAUCGAAUUAUACUGCUUCCGUGUUGAAGAAACAGAGCAAUGAAACAAAUUCUGGUGUGUCGGUGAAGCAGGGGAAGCAAGGGAAUGAUGAUUUGGUGAAGUCUUUGAUGAAUUGUGAUAUAUUACAUGGGGAAUGGGUGAAGGAUGAUUCAUACCCUCUAUACAAACCCGGGUCUUGUCCUCUGAUUGAUGAGCAAUUCAAUUGCAUUCUUAAUGGUAGGCCUGAUAAGGAUUUUCAGAAAUUCAAAUGGAAGCCUAAGGAUUGCACUCUGCCAAGGUUGGAUGGAAGUCAUAUGUUGGAGUUGUUGCGAGGAAGGCGCCUGGUUUUCGUUGGUGAUUCGCUGAACAGGAAUAUGUGGGAGUCUCUGGUUUGCAUCCUGAGAAACUCAGCCAAAGAUAAAAGCAAGGUCUUCGAAGCAAACGGAAGAACCCAUUUUCGUGGCGAAGCUUCUUACUCCUUCAUAUUCAAAGACUAUAACUGCACGGUGGAGUUUUUUGUGUCUCCCUUCUUAGUUCGAGAAUGGGAAAUGCCAGAAAAAGACGGAUCAAAGAGAGAGACACUUCGUCUCGACUUAGUAGGGAGAUCUUCUGAUCUAUAUAAAGAUGCAGAUAUCGUCAUCUUCAACACUGGACACUGGUGGACUCAUGAGAAAACCUCCAAAGGGAAAGACUAUUACCAAGAAGGUAGCCAUGUUUAUGGUGAACUGAAUGUUCUCGAGGCAUUUCGGAAAGCUUUAACUACAUGGGCCAGAUGGGUUGAUGCCAAAAUUAAUCCAAGGAAAAGUAUCGUCUUCUUUCGUGGUUAUUCUGCUUCCCAUUUCAGUGGUGGGCAGUGGAAUUCUGGUGGCCAAUGUGACAGUGAGACUCUUCCCAUCUCCAACGAGAUGUAUCUGAGGCCAUACCCCCCUAAGAUGCUGGUACUGGAGAAGGUGUUGAGAAACAUGAAAACCCAUGUCACCUAUCUCAACAUCACAAGAAUGACCGAUUUCCGGAAGGAUGGUCACCCAUCAAUCUACCGAAAGCAACACCUGUCCGAUGCAGAGAGGAGAUCACCAAAGAGCUUCCAGGAUUGCAGCCAUUGGUGCCUUCCCGGUGUUCCUGAUGCAUGGAAUGAGGUUCUCUACGCCGAGCUCCUAGUAAAACUGUACCAGAAUCAGCAGCAGCAACUGCAACAGCAGAAGAGAGUGUAG